CAGUCAGCGGAUGCUGUCGACAUUGAUCACAUUGAGACAACAUGGAGUCGCAUAGCCUGAUAAGUCUCUUGGUGUUGGGUUUUUGCGCCACGAUCGGAGCCUCGUUACUGAAUUGCAACUGUCCACCUGGUCCGCGGGGACCGCCUGGUCUGCCGGGACUUAUGGGUCCUCCCGGUAUUAGUAGACCUUUCCCUGGCAUGUGGGGACAUCCUCCACCUGGGCCAGGUGGGCCCUUUGGUGGUCCUUUUACACCCAUCAUGGGUCCUCCGGGCCUGCCUGGACCACCAGGACCACCGGGCUACUGCUUUCCCUGUCCAUAUAGUCCGUUUGGAAGUGGACCACCAAUAGGUCCUGGAUUUGGACAUGGUGGACCCAAUCCAUACGGGCAGGGCAUCUCUACAGCAAUCGGUAAUCUCAUUGUCAUACCAUCUGUCCACAAUGGUCGUGCUCAUCUAUUCCGAAUCACACCCGAGGGCCAAUUGGUGCGCAUAGAGAACUCCAGGAGCGAGCUGAACGAAAUUCUCCCCACCAACUUCCAAGAGCAACUGGCGCAACAAGGUGCAGUACCUACAGCCGACCCAAUCCCAGUAAUCACACCACCAACGUCCGGUGAGCACCCCGAGGCAGGAGGAGUAGAUGAGGCAAUGUUCGCAGCUGGCCAGAAUGCGGAGGCCAAUGAAGCGGUACGAGGCAACUCCGAGGCCGCCGACUGGCGUCGUGUCCUGCUGGGCGAGUCAUCCGCAGUGAGAGCAGCCAAAAGUGAACCAAUCUCCAACAAGCAGCUGGAGAACAGCAUGGAUAGCUUUCAGCGUGCCUUGAGCGAUCUGAGGGAGAAGUACGCCUCCCUGAUACAACCGAAGUCGGACGAUCAGCCCUAUGCCGCCAUUCCCUAA
Messenger RNA from Drosophila navojoa, 893 nucleotides. RefSeq lists its product as uncharacterized. The record is from RefSeq and is a predicted model, not a curated record. Lineage: Eukaryota; Metazoa; Arthropoda; Insecta; Diptera; Drosophilidae.